Messenger RNA from Candoia aspera, 1614 nucleotides. RefSeq names its product glutamine amidotransferase class 1 domain containing 1 (gene GATD1). Gene Ontology annotation, molecular function: glyoxalase III activity. The record is from RefSeq and is a predicted model, not a curated record. Bases 102 to 761 code for a protein of 219 amino acids. The transcript has 8 exons. Lineage: Eukaryota; Metazoa; Chordata; Lepidosauria; Squamata; Candoiidae. Gene Ontology annotation, cellular component: cytoplasm.
CGGAAAGCGCGGCGGGGCUUCUCUUCCAAGCCGCGAAGCGCAGGCGGGGCCCUGCUCGCUUCCCUUUUCCCCGGGACGCUCCCGCUGCGGCCGCCGCCGGCAUGUCGGAGAGGCUCAGCAAGCCGACGUGCCUCAUUGUGGCCAGCGCCGCUGCUGCAGGUGUGUCAGCUGACUCUUUCUUCCACUCUUUUACAUUGGCAAGCUCUGCUUUUAAUCUACAAGUCGCUACUCCAGGGGGAAAGCCAAUUGAUUUUGUUGGGGUUAAUGAAGCAAACAUGCGUUGGAUCCAGGAUUUCCGUAUGAAAUCCUACGCAAAUCCGGCCAAGUUGGAAUCAACUGAUGGUGCAAGAUACCAUGCUUUGUUGAUCCCUGACUGUCCUGGUGCUUUGACAGAUCUAGCAAACAGUGGCUACUUAGCUAGAAUAUUGCAGCAUUUCAGUUCGGAGAACAAGCCUAUUUGUGCUAUUGGAAAUGGAGUUGCUGCCUUAUGUUGUGCCACAAAUGAAGACAAAUCCUGGGUGUUUCAAGAGUACAGCUUAACAGGGCCUUCUGUCUAUGAACUAGUAAGACUUCCUGGUUUUGCUAGUUUGCCCAUUAUUGUUGAAGACUUUUCAAAAGAUUCUGGAGCUACCUUUAGUGCCAGCAAGGCAGAUGCAGUUCAUGUAGUGCUUGACAGGCACCUUGUCACUGGACAAAAUGAAAAUUCUACUGUUACAGCUGUGCAGAACCUUAUUUUUCUCUGCAGUGGCAGCAGAAAAUGACUGAAACAUCCCUGUGAAUGAGCAGAAUAAAUGAACAUGGAAGUGUUCUUUGACUUGUGAAAAUAUGUAAUCUUUCAUUUAUCAACCAAUAGAAAAGAACACAGCUGAUUUCUGAAGAUGGUAUUUUGUAACUCAUGAACAAGCAAGCUGAUUUAAAAAACAAUAUUCUUCUUAAUUCAAAUAGUAAAGCCUGAUAUCAGAUGUAACAAUAUCCAUAGAUGCUCACUGUGUGCAUGAGUCUAAAAAUAAUGUAUUUUCUCCUACCUUCAUAAACUAAGGGGAAAUUGAUUUGAAAACUUUCAGUCACAAUUUCCUGUAUUUCUGAACUUCGUCAACUGUAGUCUGUGUAAACUAUUGCUUCUUAGCUAAGUUUUCCAUUGUGCCUGACUGGGCAAAACCAAUGUAAGAUUUGCGCUAAGCCUGUGUGAUGUUGUAAUCUUGUAAGUCAACGCCAAAUCUGUUAGCUCCAUGUUACCAUUUCAGAUAAUUGUGAAUUAGGUUUCAAGCUAUACGACUUAAAUAUAUCAUUGUGAAGGUUACAGUGAGUGAUAUUACUAGUAACAAGUUGUGAACUUCAAAAAAAGGAACAAUUGACACUAAAAAUAUUUAAUUUUACAAUAGGAUAGGUUAAUUGUAUUUAAUGGGGAUGGUUAGUGUCUUCCAUGUGAUCAUUUGUUGCAGCAUGACAAUUGUGGUUCAUUUAUUUUGCCUACUAUAGAAGAAAGUUACUCGAUUGACUAAAUUUUACUUCGGUUUUUAUUUGCGUGUGUCAUCUAACACAUUAGGAUAGUGAUUAGCCAUAUUCAUGCAUGUAAUUAUUCAAUUUUAUUCUUAAAAUAAAUAAUUGACAAUA